This is a messenger RNA of Spizellomyces punctatus DAOM BR117, 3681 nucleotides long. RefSeq lists its product as uncharacterized. Gene Ontology annotation, biological process: positive regulation of transcription by RNA polymerase II; chromatin remodeling. Lineage: Eukaryota; Fungi; Chytridiomycota; Chytridiomycetes; Spizellomycetales; Spizellomycetaceae. Gene Ontology annotation, cellular component: histone acetyltransferase complex. The record is from RefSeq and is a predicted model, not a curated record. Bases 1 to 3681 code for a protein of 1226 amino acids. Gene Ontology annotation, molecular function: protein binding; histone H3 acetyltransferase activity. The transcript is spliced from 14 exons.
AUGCACGACGUGACGUUUUUAAAGAGGACACCACGAUCAGUCCCAAAAACUGAGGUGUGGGUGGAUAUCGUCUCAACCAGGUCGACGCCCGGCCCAUUUACUCCAGCCCGUACCAGUGCGAGAACACGAGCACAUACCACAGUUCACACAAGCCGAACGAGACUAUUUGGCAGUCAUGCAAGAGGGAAACGCAAACUACUUGGAGCUGGCAACUGCUCGGAGCCUGAAACACCCGCAUUCACAUCCGAGGCUCUUCGUCUGUUCAAGAUCGCCCAGAAGAAAGUCUCGUCGAACGUUAAAGAACAGUUUGACGUAGAUGCUUAUUCUCCUCGAAAUGCAAGAACCCCUAGAAAACCUGCACAAGUGAUCCACGAACCCCUCUUCGUACCUCCGAGCUCUCUAGAUCACAACAAGCUACCUGUAUCAUCUUCGCCUGACGCUAUUCAAUUUAUAUUGUUUUGCUACACCUUUGCUGAUUUCUUGGGGUGGCGAAAGCUCGAUAUCCACCUGCUUGAGGAAGAACUUGUCAAGGGUGACAGUCUGUACAUAAUCGAAAUUAUUAUCAAGUUGUUGCGCAAAGUAGGACACUCUACGGAUAAUAUAAUGCUUUCAAACUGGGAAGAAACUCUUCGAUUCCACACGUCAGUGCGACGGCAGAGUGAUUUGUGGCCGCGGGAUGUCACUUUCGCACUGCUUGACGUACCUGCACGGCUUCGCCUUCUCCGAGAGUUGUGCGACUGGGUUUUGGAAAAGCAAAAGAAACACCUUGGAAUGAGGCCGCACAGAAUGCGUUUUCUACCUGUUGCGGUGGAUGACGUAGCGAUGCAGCAGAGGCGCUACGUAUAUUGGCAUUUUGGAAUUGGGGCAUUAAAUCAGCGGCUUUAUUGCCAAGUGCUGAGUUGGCGACAGAUUGGUGAAGCGUCGUCGCCACCAGAGGAGGGAGAGAACGAAUCUUUAGACGUCCUGGAGCUGUCAAAUCCCGGCGUCCUUCACGUGGUAGCCUCGACCCCCGAAUCGUGGGCGAUGUUUCUAAAGAAAGUGAAAGGUAGUCGGGUUCCUGCGCAUAAACUUUUGCGAGCACAGUUCACCUCUCUCGCACGCCGAAAGGCCGCUGUAGAGGCGAGCAGCGAAGUGACGAACAAAGACGAAGAACACAUCAGUGUGGAUGGUUUAGCAGCGGAACUACUGCAUGACCAAGAAAUCAUGGUGGAAAAGAAGCGAAAGGCUGAGGAAGGAGAGGAAGAACGAAUUCGCAGAUUAGAACGACUACGAGCAGCACGAGAAGCUGCACGGCAACCUACUCCAGAGAAGAAAGCGUCCACAGAGGCGUCACAUAAUGUAGAACGACGAAGGACGAGGUUGGCAAAGAGUGCCAAAGAAGCAGCGCCAGCACAACCGAUUGUUUCUAAAACUACAGCGUGUGACGAGCAAUUGCGAAUACGAAAGACACUAGCUAGGAAGCAAUAUGAGCUUUUCACUGACGUGGACAAACAUACCAAGAGCGAAGAAUAUCGGAGUAUGAUCGCCGAAGGGACGCAUAUCCCACUGUGGCACAUUUUGACAAACAUACUGUGUGACCUAUCCAUUUGGGAUGUUUCACUCAAGCCACGGCUUUGGGUGCGGAAUCUCUAUGGUCUGCAGUACGAUCCAGAUCUAGAAAAACGAGAAAUGGACUUUAUCGUCAAAAAUGCGUGCAAACAUCUCGUAGAUGGGUUGAAACGACAUCCAUCUCACGAACCAUUCUUCGAACCGAUAGACCCUGCUCAAGUGCCUGGUUACGACGAGGUUAUCCGAUACCCCAUGGAUCUCAAAACGGUUUAUGUCAAGGUCAUGGUGGACGAGUAUCGGGCCUUUUCUGAAUUCGUGGCCGACAUACUUACCAUAUUCCGCAAUUGUCGAAUUUUCAAUGAAUCAACUUCUCCUAUCGUGUACGAAUGCUUGCAACUGGAGCUACGCUAUGUGGAAUUGUGCUGUUGUUUGGGAAUGGUCAUCGGCCAUUCAGGUGAAGGGCUGGACUGGGAUGAUCCAUUCCUGUUGUUUGAGAGAAAUCGGCAGGCGAAGACGCCCUUUCCAAAAGGAAAGCGACCCAGGAAGCCAAAGAAUGUGAAGACGGAUGCAUCAUAUACCUCAUCACACGAUGCUGAAGCGCCUGCACCGGCCAAACGUGGGCGCAAGAAAAAGAAGUUGGAUGUACCUAAGGCUCCAAAUGGAUUCGCGAUCGACCCUCUGUUCGGGAUGGGGAUAGAGAUGCCACAUUUCGACAUUGGGGAUAAUUUUUUGCUUCUUAAUCAAGGUAUCCUGGGGUCCGCCCCAGGCCUAGGUUCGUACGAAAAUAUGUUGCCCAACGCACCUCCUGGUAUACACGAAACCGUGUCUACGAUGAGUGGAGUUUCACCAAGCUUUGCCGCAGUCACUGCUUUUGAGGGCUAUGAACUCACGAGCUCCGUUGAACCAACAGCCAUUCCUGUGUGGACCGACGUACCAAGCGAGAUUGGUCCCGCCUGUUCAGCAACUCAGAUUCCAAUAUACCCUAAUUUUGGGGCCAUGCUUGAGGAUACGGGGGCCACUACACAGGAAUUCGAAGUUCAUGACACCCCGUUCGCGUUUGGGGAUGUUUAUCAGGUUAAUGAAGCACUUGGGCUUAACAUGACGUACGUAAAUGCGAUUUCGGAUAAGGAGAGCGACAAGGAACCCUGCCUGGAGGAGAACAUAACAUCAAGCAUGCGCAUACAGGAAAUACUAUCAACAUUCGACAAUGAUGUACAAGUGCCCAAUGCUGAUGGUCUUGCCAUGAGACCUGGAAGUCCGAUGCCGGAGAAGAUCGUUGAUAAAGAGCCUGGCGUGGAUGAGAGCGCAACAACAUCAUCCAAUAGCAUACAAGAAAUUCCAUCGACAUACGGUGAAGAUAUAGGAGAUUCAACUGCUCUUGGGCUUACAAUAGGACAAGAAAACGCGAUCCCAGAGAAGAAGGAGGCCUACAACCCACCUGUUAUGGAUGACAGCGCACAGUCGGGGAUACAAGAAAUGGCAUCAACAAUCAUGGAAGAUGUACACAUUUCAGAAGGCCUUGGCUUAACGGUAGCGCAAGGAAGCGCGAUCGCAGAAAAGGAGAUUGAUCAAGAACUUGUUAUGGACGAGAGCACAAAAUCGGGCACUAGCAUACAAGAAAUGCCAUCAACAAUCGUGGACGAUGUGCACGACGUGCAGGCUUCAGAAACUCUUGGCCUAAUUUCUUGCGCCGUCACCGAAAACGAGAGCGAUCAAGAACUUGUUAUGGACGAGAGCACAAAAUCGGGCACUAGCAUACCAGAAAUGCCAUCAACAAUCGUGGACGAUGUGCACGCUCCAGAAGCUCUUGACCCAACGAUGGCACAAGGAAGCGCGAUGCCAGAGAACGAGACCAAUCAAGAACCUGACCAGGAUGAAGAUGGAGAGGAAGCAAAUUCUGGCACUCGGAUGGACAUCCCACUGGAAAUGUCAUCUAUAUCGGAUGAAGUCAGACAUCCUGACGGUCUGCAAGGUAAUGCAUCCAAUGAUGGAAAAAGCAGCUGGACUGCGACCUGUUCAUCCGUUAUGGAUGUUGCAUCUUUAGUUCUUGUGGAAACUGCAGAGGUGGAUGAUCAAGUUGGUGUGGGCCGAAGAAGGAGUCUCGAGAAUGCUGGGUUGAGAGUAGACCGAUAA